CUGACAACUAAUUAUUUUCAUUCAAACCAAAUAACUCUUAUCCCUCGAACUCAAAUGCCCAGUGUUGUCGACAUGAACAACUCGGCAGAACAGCAACAGGGCGGACGCAUAACCAAGGCAGCAUUCUUCAGAGCUCGCUCUCCGCCUAUCCUUCCUCCCUCCGGCUUCUCUUCCAAGCGCGGACAACAAGAAGAACAAGACAACGUCGGCGACAGUUUGUUCGCGAGGUUCGACGCUGCUACUCGGCUGGAUUCUCCGUCUGCAUUUCCAUCAUCCGAUGCCGCCUACUGUGAGGAAACAGAUAAAUAUGAGGACGAUAACGUUACUAUUGCAGACAAGGCGAAGGGGCAUGGUUACGGAGAGAUAAGAGGAAACAAUGUCGACAAUAGCAACGAUCCAGACUAUAGCGCCACUUUCAAGCUUCCUAUUCGUGACAGCAUGUACAGCACAACACCCGCAACCGAUGGUCAUGAAUCUAUAUUGGACAGACCGAUAACCCACCCUGUGAAUCCGGCCGCACCCGUUCCUACCUCGGCAUCCUCAGAGUCCUCGCAAACUCCUUUUCAGCGUCAAUUAAGUCAGAGACAACAGCAAUACCAACAGAACUCCCAACCUCUGAAGCCAAACUAUCACACCCGACAAUCGUCUCGCUCUCGCUCAGUUCGUUCUACGCACUCCAGGCUACAAUCCCUUUCCAUGUCAGCGCAUGCCACCCACCAAACACCAGGAACAGCCGUUGUAUCAAACCACAGCCACGCCAAUGGCAAUGGCUUCUCGCAAAUGGCUUCACCGCAUGAUACCGAUUCUGGAUACGGUGAAAGCAUGGAGACCUACGAUAGCAAUCAAGGGAUGCAAAGGUCCCUGUCGAUCAAGGAUAAUGCAAGUAUGGGCAUUGGGGAUGGGUCGGAUGAAAUGCUUCUGACGUUGCUGGCUGGACAAGCCGUAAUGGAUACUCAGGAAAUGGGGAUUGGUGGAUGGGAGGAGGUUGAGGGUUGGAAAAAGGAGCUCUCAUUGCUUUCCAGCCGACUUGAAUCUGUGCAAGCCCGUCAUCAGAGGGAGAUAAAGAUCUUAACUGCUGCACGUGCUUUGCAGAAGUUGAAUGGUUCUAAUAAGCGUAUGUCAAAACAAACUAUGGAAAGUCUGGAGCAAUCUGAGAAGAGGGUGGAAGCUGCUGAGAAGGACCUUCUUGUAUUGCGCGAUCGAGAAGCAUCCCUGCGCCGACGGCUUCUCGAACAUUAUUCUAGCGUCAUGUCAUGGGAAGUUCGUCGUCUUACUCGCAUUACUACCGAUAUUCAGUCUCGGCUUGACAGUCAGUCUCACAAGCUUUCGACCUUUGAUCAGCGUGAACAAGAGCUUGUACGUCAACUAGACGAAGGAAGGGCCAAGACGGAGGAACUAGAAACGAUGGUUCUUGAGUUGGGAAGGCGCGAGAAAGGGAUUGAAGAGGAAGCUAGGGAGCUUGAAGCACAAAGGGAUGAUCUCGAAAGAGAGAAGGCGACUUGGGCUCAUGAAAGGGAACAACUUUUAAGUGAACGGCAGACCUGGCUUGAGCACAGUCGAGGGUGGAAUAAGCAGGUCGCAGAGUUUAACCAGGAUAGGCAUAAUUGGGCACAGGAAAAGGAAGCGCUUCUUGCAGAGAGGGAGAGGUUAAUGCAGAACGGUCAAACGUCGGAGCAAGACAGACAAAUGAAAGACCACGUGCGUACUGUUCUCGGAUCGUUGCGAGGACGGAGAGGAGAGCCUAUCCAAGAGGAGGAGAUCGUGCCCGCCUUUGAAGAUCUCAAGAAACUUUUGGCAGCCAGGGAGACAGAAGUACUCAGUCUGAGAGAGGAGAUGAGAGAAGUGAAUAUGGGUUUGGAAGAAGAGAUCAGGAGAGUGACAGAAGAUAGAGACGCUUGGAAAGCCAAGCUGGAAAAGGGAGAGGCCCUCAGAAAGGAAGAGGUGACGUCUUUGGAGAGGAGACUUCGGCAACAGCAAGACCAGAUCACAGACCUUACUCUCCGAAACGAAUCCCUUUCUGCAUCGCUGUCUACUGCUCAAAAGAACCUUUCCGGUCUGGCCUCGCCUACCACAUCUCAGGCUACCGACCAGCGUAUACAAGCGCUCACUACUGAGCUUGAGGAGAUUGCUUCGCAAUUUGCAUCUGUCUGGCCUCUUUUACCGCCUCGAUCCCUCCGAGAGAAAGCCGAUCUCAUUGACCCUCGCACUGGUUCUUCCAACCGAGCUCUUGCGUCCCCUUCCAACAACAUCAACGUUGAGGCUUUGCAAGAAUUAUACAACCCGCGUCAGGGGGAGGGGGUUGGGAGUAUUGCCGAAGCAAUUGAAAGAAUUAAGGGAUUGGUCCAGGAUGGGAGGCUUUUGGUGGAUAGAAUUGUGAGGAUGGGCAAGGAGCGGGAAGUAUUGAAGACGAACGCGGCCAAGGCGAAGAAACUAGUGGAAGAUAGUACGCGAAGCUUGGAAACUUAUCAGCAUCAAGUUGCCAUCUUGGAAGACCGUCUUGCCAAAUCCUCUCAAUCAGAGUCCAACUUCCUUGACGAACUCAACAGCCUCCAGAGCAGCCUUGACAAAGCCACCCAGGCCAAACGCUCUCUCGAGAAUCAACUGGUUGCCCAGACUGAGACGUGUAACCGCUUAUCAGAAGCCAAUGAUACUCUUUCGGCACGAGCGCUUGAGCUUGCGCAAGUCUCAGAGGACGAGAAGAAGGCGUUGGGCGGCAAGUUGAUGGGUGAAGUGGAUGAAUUGAAGAAGAAACUGCAAGAAUGCCAGGAGGAUGCGGAUGAGGAGAGGAACAAGUCUACUGGACAGAGGAUACAGUUGCUUGAUGAACUUAACUCGCUACAAGCGGAAGUUGCAGAUCUCAGGAAACAGCUCCGAGCCAAGGCUUAAUUGAUGGUCUUGCUUCAAGCCUCAAAAUGGAUGUGCUCUGAACGUGACCGAGUAUCGUGUUUUGUUUCAACGUUUUAUAGCAAUUUAAUGUACCAUGUUGUGUGGAUAAUGGCAGACACGUAGACACGAGCAAU
Molecule: messenger RNA, 3020 nt
Organism: Cryptococcus deneoformans JEC21
Lineage: Eukaryota; Fungi; Basidiomycota; Tremellomycetes; Tremellales; Cryptococcaceae
Exons: 6
Coding region: 55-2886 (943 amino acids)
Source: RefSeq, a predicted model, not a curated record